Messenger RNA from Aureococcus anophagefferens, 1114 nucleotides. RefSeq lists its product as hypothetical. The transcript is spliced from 4 exons. The coding region runs from base 1 to 1083 and encodes 360 amino acids. The record is from RefSeq and is a predicted model, not a curated record. Gene Ontology annotation, cellular component: cytoplasm; EKC/KEOPS complex. Gene Ontology annotation, biological process: tRNA threonylcarbamoyladenosine modification. NCBI's taxonomy places the organism in Eukaryota, Pelagophyceae, Pelagomonadales, Pelagomonadaceae.
AUGUUCCUUGUCGACAACCUGCCCCCCCUGAGGGCGGACGAGACCGUCGUAGCCCUCGGGAUUGAGGGCUCGGCGAACAAGGUAGGCGUUGGCAUCGUUCGCUACGACGGCGAGUAUGCGAUCCUCUCCAAUCCGCGCGAGACGUACGUGACGCCGCCGGGGAGCGGCUUCCGCCCGCGGGAGACGACGGCGCGGCACCACCAGCGCCGCGUCGCGCCGCUCAUUGCGAGGUGCCUCGCGGACGCGGGCGUUCGCGGCGAGGACGUGGAUUGCGUGUGCUACACGCGCGGGUCGGGCGCCCGCGCGCGCGCGCGCGUCGACGCCGGCCCGGCGACGUCGGCCCCCGCCCAGGCGCGGCUCUGGCGCGUGCCGCUCGUGCCCGUGAACCACUGCGUCGCGCACAUCGAGAUGGGCCGCGUCGCCACAGCCGCGAGCGACCCCGUCGUGCUCUACGUGAGCGGCGGCAACACGCAGGUCCUCGCGUACAGCGGCGACCGCUACCGCAUCUUCGGCGAGACCGUCGACAUCGCCGUCGGCAACUGCCUCGACCGGUUCGCGCGCGCCGUUGGCCUGAGCAACGAUCCAUCGCCGGGCCUCAACGUCGAGCGCGCCGCGGCGCGCGGCCGCGCGCUCGUCCCGCUGCCCUACGGCGUCAAGGGCAUGGACGUGUCGUUCAGCGGCCUCCUAACGCACGCCGAGGCGCGCGCGCGGCGGCGCCCCUCGCCGGGCGCGGCGACGGCCGAGGACCUCUGCUUCUCGCUCCAGGAGACAAUCUUCGCGAUGCUCGUCGAGGUCACGGAGCGCGCGAUGGCGCACUGUGGCCGCAAGGACGUGCUCCUCGUCGGCGGCGUCGGCUGCAACGCGCGCCUCCAGGCCAUGAUGGCCGACAUGGCCCGCGGCCGCGGCGGCGCGUGCUGCAAGAUGGACCAGCGCUACUGCAUCGACAACGGCGCCAUGAUCGCCCAGGCGGGCAUCUUCGCAUACCAGCACGGCGCGCGGACGCCUCUCGCCGCGUGCGACUGCACGCAGCGCUUUCGCACCGACGACGUGCGCGCGAUCUGGCGCAAGGGCACGGAUCGCUGAAGCGGGACUAGAGUUCAAUUCGGUAGCUGUU